AAUAAAAUAAGUAUCAUUUUAGUCUCAGCACAAUUGAAUCCGUUCCAUUCCAUUACCGCCGCACAUCCUUCUGCUGCCACCCCAAUUGAAGCAGUGAUCAGUUUGGUUGGACUGUAAGGAAACAAGCUCACCCCACUACCCUUUAAUGGCUGCAGAGGGAUCGGCUAUCACAGAGGAGGAGAUAACUCUCACUGUGAAAUGGAGCGGUAAAGAGUACACUGUCCGACUUUGCGCCGACGAUUCCGUCAGUGAGUUAAAGCGCCGAAUCAGCCAACUCACCAAUGUCUUACCCAAACGCCAGAAGCUUCUCUACCCCAAACUCCUCGCUUCAAAGCUCGCCGAUGACUCUGUCUUACUUUCUCAACUCCCUCUCAAGUCUUCUCUCAAGAUGACCAUGAUUGGUACUGUGGAAGAUGAAAUCAUAGUGGACCAAGUCGAGUCUCCGGAGAUUGUUGAUGACUUUGAGCUUGGCCAAGAUGAAGCUGUUGAUAUCAAAGACAACGAAGUUAAUAAGCAGAAAUUGAGGAGGCGCGUAGAUCAGUACAAGAUUGAUCUUCGGAAUCCAUGCCGUGAGGGGAAGAAAUUGCUUGUUUUGGAUAUUGAUUAUACUCUAUUUGAUCACCGGUCUACAGCUGAAAACCCUCUUCAACUUAUGCGUCCUUAUCUUCAUGAAUUUCUUACGGCUGCUUAUGCGGAAUAUGAUAUCAUGAUAUGGUCUGCAACCAGCAUGAAGUGGGUUGAAUUGAAAAUGGGACAACUUGGAGUACUCAACAAUCCUAACUACAAAAUCACUGCUCUUCUAGACCACUUAGCAAUGAUUACAGUCCAAUCAGAUUCUCGUGGGAUCUUCGAUUGCAAGCCUCUAGGCUUGAUUUGGGCUCAUUUUCCAGAGUUCUACAGCUCCAAAAAUACUAUUAUGUUUGAUGACUUGAGAAGGAAUUUCGUGAUGAACCCUCAAAAUGGCUUGACAAUCAAGCCAUUCAAGAGGGCUCAUUCAAGCCGUGAGAGUGAUCAAGAACUUGUGCGACUAACCGAAUAUUUACUUGCCAUUGCCGAACUUGAUGACUUGAGCACCCUAGAUCAUAGUAAAUGGCAGUAUUUUAACGAGGACGGUGUGAAAAGACGGAGGCAUGCUUGAUUGAGAUUAAGAGUUUUGGAAGUCUAGUUUGUUGGUCAUCUCCACUAUUUGAGGUACAUUUUAGUGCCUUUUUCCCUACUGUACUACAUAUUUGCCUAGUUUUUCAUUGUUUCUGUUUCCUUGACAAUACAUGCAAUCAUAUGAUAUUGCUAGGAACUUCUGAAAUCGAUUAGGUAUCGAGACAUGCAUACAUACAUACAUGUAUAUAUAUAUAAAUUUAUAAUAUUUGAAAGACACUUAAUUGUUUAACAGUAACUAUAGAUUUAGGAGAAAAUAAAUUUACAUUGUGUACUUAUGUUGUGUGGUUACUCCAUGCGUAAAUAUUUCGUGUGUACACUCAUGUAUUACAAAUAUAUUUCGUGUGCGACCAUGUUACACCAAGCACUCAUGGAUGAGGACCAUAUAACAUAGAGACAUUUCUCUUCUACAAAUAUAAAAA
Molecule: messenger RNA, 1577 nt
Organism: Cannabis sativa
Lineage: Eukaryota; Viridiplantae; Streptophyta; Magnoliopsida; Rosales; Cannabaceae
Product: ubiquitin-like domain-containing CTD phosphatase
Exons: 6
Coding region: 146-1138 (330 amino acids)
Cellular component (GO): nucleus
Molecular function (GO): phosphoprotein phosphatase activity; protein binding
Source: RefSeq, a predicted model, not a curated record